Panonychus citri (citrus red mite) is the source of this 2419-nucleotide messenger RNA. RefSeq names its product proton-coupled amino acid transporter 1-like. The transcript has 4 exons. Gene Ontology annotation, molecular function: amino acid transmembrane transporter activity. The record is from RefSeq and is a predicted model, not a curated record. Gene Ontology annotation, cellular component: vacuolar membrane. The coding region runs from base 871 to 2181 and encodes 436 amino acids. NCBI's taxonomy places the organism in Eukaryota, Metazoa, Arthropoda, Arachnida, Trombidiformes, Tetranychidae. Gene Ontology annotation, biological process: amino acid transmembrane transport.
AUUGAGAUUAACAUCACCAUGAUUAUCAGCGAUAGAAAAAUUAAAAUCUAAUCUAGUUCACAAUUAAUUGAGAAUGGAAGAUUUUUACCAAUAAAUUAACUUGUAACAGUUAAUUUACAUUAAUGAUGAUGAUGGUAACCAUGAUAACAGAAACAAUGAAGAUAAAAUAAUAGACAAAACCAAGGGGAGAGUAAACAAAUUACGAAGAUAAAACAAUAAUUAGAAACCACAAGCAACAAAAUUAAUUGUAAUAAACAUUAAUUGUAGAAGAGAAAAGUUAAUUAAUAUAAAAACAAUUAGAGAAAACGAUUUAAUUGUUUGUCGUUCAAUCAACUGUUUACAUAAAUUAGAAAAGAACAAACAAAAAAUUCUUUUCUAUUUCUCUGUCUACUUUUCUGUCUAUUUUUCUAUUUUCUAACUUAACCCUUUUGCCUCCAUUUUCCUUUGUCAUCAUUUACUUUUUUCUUUCUCUUUGUUAAUGUAGCAACUUUUUUAUUAAUUUCGCUGUGAUUUAAUUGAUUUGAUUUUUCUUUUUUUUUGAUUUUGUGUCGAGAUUUUUUUCUUAAUUGUGUUGUCUACAAUUACGAGGUGUCAAUCAAUUUGUCAAUCAUUCAUUUAAAUAGAGACACUAUUAACCCUUAAUGUACCAGUGUUACUUUAACUCUAUCCAUCACUACCAUCAUUAUCAUCAAUCAUUUGGGAAAUACUUGACCCCACCAACGCCUUACCUUAAAUUUUGGCUAUUCCAUAGUCCCCUUAGACUGUUUUGUUCUGUUGCCGAUUAUUUGGUUAAAUUACCUAUUGUUUUAUUUGGAGUAAUCGUUGGUCACUUUUUUGGUUGAUUAGAAAUAGAGAGAGAGAGAGAGGAAAAUGACCAUCGCCACGGAUUCUGUUUCUGUUACUUCUUCUUCUGCCAAAGGCUCAGCUACUGCUGCUCUUAUGAAUGUUCUCAAAGGUAAUAUUGGUACUGGAAUAUUAUCUAUGCCUAUCGCUUUUAGAAAUGCUGGUAUUAUGGCGGCCAUUUUUACGCUUCCUCCUAUUGGACUGAUUUGUAUCCAUGCGAUGUUCCUACUGGUCAAUGCUAAUCGUAAACUUAUGGAAAAACUUAAAGUCUCUGAGCUAAGCUACGAAGAGACUGCCGCUAAAGCAUUUGAAAAUGGUCCACCCCAACUUCGUCCUUAUGCUGGACUCAUAACUAAAUUGGUGUCAACAUUUUUAGUAAUCACUCAAUUCGGAAUAACGGUAGCAUAUAUUUUAUUUGUAGUGGAAAGUUUUCGAAAGGUAUUAUCCAAUUACGCUGAAAAUGCUGAGAAAUUUGGUAUCGAGGUUUACAUCAUGGCUUGUUAUCCAUUAAUGUUGGCUCUCAAUUGCAUUAAAACACUUAAAUAUCUUGCAAUUGCUUCAGCAAUUGCUAAUUUACUACAAGGAAUUGGACUUCUUGUCGUGCUUGCUAAUUUAAUUCAAGAUCUUCCACCGAUAACUACCGUUAAAUAUACGAAUUGGGAAUCAUUUCCAUUAUUUUGUGGAACUGCUUUUUUCUCCUUCGAAGGUAUCUCAAUUAUCUUACCUAUCAAGGAUUCCAUGAAGCGAGCAGAUAAAUUUGGUGGCCCUUGUGGGGUUUUAUCAAUUGGAAUGCAAAUUGUCACCGUGUUGUAUUGUAUUAUAGGAUUUUUUGGUUACCUUAAAUUUGGUGAAAAUAUCGCCUCCACCGUAACUAAUAAUCUUCCCUCCAAAGUCAUCUAUGAUAUUGUACGUUUGAUGUUUGCUGUUUCGGUUUUUCUUUCAUAUCCAUUGCAAAUGUUUGUACCGAUCAAUAUACUUUGGCCAACAUUUCAGUCCAAAUUGCCAUUGAAAUGGCAAAAGAUGGAAAUUUUUAAUGUAAUUUAUCGUGGAUCUUUAGUUAUGUUUUCAUUUCUCGUAGCUUCAUUUGUGCCUCAUCUUGACCUUGUUAUCUCUCUGGUUGGUGCCUUCUGUAGUUCUUCAAUUGCUGUACUAUUUCCACCGGUUAUUCAUUACGCUGCUUUCUGGGAGCAUCGAGAAUCGUAUAGUAAACUCAAGUGGAAUUACAUAAAAGUAAAAGCAGUCCUUAUUUUCAUCUUCGGAGCGAUUGGAUUUUUCCUUGGUACAUACACCAGUGUAUUAGCUAUUUGGAAUGCACCUUCAGAAUCUGAUAAACAUUGAAUUAAUCAUUUUUAUACUCACCUACUCUAAGUCAUCUUGCUCAUCAUCAUUAUCAUCAUCAUCAAAAUAAUGACAAAUCAAUGUUAUAUUUAAAAUUUUUAAUAAUUUUAUCGUUGAAGAUAUCAAGUUAAUUUUUAUUAUUAUUGUGAUUUAAAGUUAGAUUUGUUUGUUAAAUUUAUUAUUCUAUUUUUUGAUGUAAAGACAAUAACGUUUUCUUUGUAUGCAUAAACUUUGCAUA